Messenger RNA from Penicillium expansum, 732 nucleotides. Its product is annotated as putative C6 finger domain protein. Lineage: Eukaryota; Fungi; Ascomycota; Eurotiomycetes; Eurotiales; Aspergillaceae. The transcript is spliced from 2 exons. The record is from RefSeq and is a predicted model, not a curated record. The coding region runs from base 1 to 732 and encodes 243 amino acids.
AUGAACACGUCCGCGCAGGACAUGUCAACGUACAACGUUGGAAUGGUUCAAGCCAACAUGAGUCUAACGCCAGACCGACCCAUGGGACCAGGAGACUUUGCUGGACAUCAACCGAUGGACCCGGGGGUCGCAUGGGACGAAUUUACGACAAUCGCGGACCCGCAGCUGUUGAAUACAAUGGCAGCCGGAAAGGGUCAGAUGAUGAAUAUGUCACCCAACUUAUGGAAUCCCGGGAGCAUACACUCAGGCCUGCCGCCCCCUUCGCCGAUAUCCGCGGCAUCUUCAAUGGGAGGCCCAGCGCAGCCUAUGGGCCAGACAGCAUACGCUAUGCAGCCAGACGGAACAGUUUGGCAGGUCCCGCAGCCACCACCACGAACCAUGAGCUAUCCUGGGCAGGACAUGGGAUCAUCAUACCCUAAUCAAUUUCACCCACAAAUGCCCACGGAGCUCAAACGGAGAAUGACUACACCCGCACAAUCCCUGUCUGCCACGAGUGCCAUGGCCAUGGCCCCGCAAGGCUCGCCAGGCACGCCUGAGAUGCACACACCAGGGUCAGUCUCAUACCCACCAGGAAUGAGCUACCCGCAAUGGCAGGAUAUGAGUGCCAUGUCUGGAAUGGGCGUGGUGCCGUAUCCUAUGUACCCCGGCGACGCAGUUCCACACCAUGCAUACCCGCCUAAUCCUGCUUCGAUGGGACACCCCGGAGGCCCAUCACGGUCACCGAAUCCAUGA